GAGCCCGACAGUAUAGAAACGUAAAAGCCCAUUAUCAGAUGUAUUUUUACAAAAUAGAAGUUCCCCUUCCGAUGAACCGAAGAGUAGCAAACCCCCGUAAGCCCUAAUUCCCCGAUCAUGUCGCCGAGUCUGAAAUCCGUCUUUGCGCAGUUACAACGGCAAUCGAGACUCGUCCGUGGUUCUAGCCGCAAUUUCUCUUCAACGACCCGUAACAACAACGCAUCCAAUGGAGGCGGAGGAGGUGCUGUCCAAGACCGCGGGCCAAUGGUUACGCUUUGCAAGUUUAGGUUUAGCUCAUCAGUAGUGCUUGGAUAUUUUGUUGGCGCUGGUUUUGAGAUAAUGGAACUUUCUAAAACGUCACGGAGACUUUAUGAGAAAAAGAGCCCCUCCUGGAAAAACUUGAGAUCGAAUUGGAGUCGAAUAUGUAUAAGGAGAUUCUUUAUGGACCCCAGAAUAAAUGAGUUCAGAAGGAAAGCACUGUGUUUAGUUUCUUAGUUGUGCAAUUUACUAGUAUGGUUGAAUGAAGGAACUUAUUUAGCUUGUUACCCUCGUCCUGUUGCCUUGAGCUUCUGUUGAGACUUGAGAAUGAACUUGUUUCUUGUUAAGAAACAAGUUCUGCUAAAGUUUUCUAACAACGACCUUGAAGUUUAGUUGAUAUUAAAAUGUUUAUUAGUUAUUGAUUUUGCAAAACCUAAUUCAUUGUCGGAUCGGAUCAACUGUAUAACUAACUCUAUAUAUAGCGUCGGCGUGCUGUAACUGCCUUGAAGGGGUAUGUCAUAGAAGCUUAAGUUUUCA
Camelina sativa (false flax) is the source of this 795-nucleotide messenger RNA. NCBI's taxonomy places the organism in Eukaryota, Viridiplantae, Streptophyta, Magnoliopsida, Brassicales, Brassicaceae. The record is from RefSeq and is a predicted model, not a curated record.